CCCGUGGAGCGCGCGGGAAAGAGACGGAUAAACUGUGGCGGGAGAUUCGUUUUCGAGUCCUUGUGCUGUGAAACACCCUUCGCUGGAAAGUAGGUUGUUCUCAUCUCCUCUCGUUUGAACAUGGUGCGGACUAAAGCAAACAGUGUCCCAGCCACCUACAGAAAAGUUGUGGCUUCUCGAGCCCCCAGGAAGGUGCUUGGUUCCUCCAUCUCUACCACUAAUUCCACGUCGCUUUCGUCGAAGAAAGCUGAAAAUAAGUAUGCAGGAGGGAAUCCAGUCUGUGUACGUCCAACUCCCAAGUGGCAAAAAGGAAUCGGAGAAUUCUUCGGGCUGUCUGCUAAAGAUUCUGAAAAAGAGAAUCAGAUUCCUGAAGAGGCAGGAAGCAGUGGCUUAGGAAAAGCAAAGAGAAAGAAAAUACAAUGAAGACCUCCUAGUAAUCUAGUAGUAGAGCAUGUCCUUUGCCACCUGAUCACACAGAUGACCAAAAAGAAUAGAACUUUCUUAUUGCUCCUUGACUAAUGUCUCCUGUUUACUCUGGUAUUCUAGGAUGUAAAUUUGCAGAAAUGUAUUUGUUCCAAUUAGCUUUGUUAAAUAAGCAUAGGCAUUUAAUUUAAAAAAAUGAGGCUUACAUACAGUUAUUCGAAAGCAAGUUAUGAUAUUGGAGAGUCUGUAAGAUUAAUUAUGGUUAUUUAGUUUAGUAUUCAAUAUAAUACAGGAUUUGAUUUCUUUUACCUGUUAUUAAGGUUCUUGUUCUUGCUAAAAACAAAUCAUUGCACGGUGCUGUAAUUCUGAAUCUGCUGCAUGUGAGAUUUGAUUAGAUCUUUGUACUGAUGCCAUUUGUAUUGGCAUUUGAUUAUUGCAAUGGUGCCGUAUUUUUGUUCCUUUUAUUUGCUUUAAAAAGCAGUUAGAUUUUUGCACAUUAAAAAAUUCAGUAUUAAUUAAAUUAAACCUAAAGGAAGAGGGUCAAAAAUGCAAUGUUCAAAGAAUUUGGAUGGUUAUCUUUUCCUUAGAAUGGUCUUGAAGGCUUAAAUGGUUGAUAAACCUUCUAACAACAAAGAAUAUAAAAUACUAGCAUAGAAUCAGGAUGAUUCAAUAGACUACAUUAAAAAAGAGGACUUUUCCUUGGAUAUGCAUUUGAUUCUGUAUCAUAAAAUAUCACACUUUCGGCUUAUACUUUAGAAGUUGGAAAUCAAUAAAACAUGAAAGGCAAAUCAUGAUAUAGCCCAGGUCUAUGUCUAAAGUCCUUAGAGUUACCAUUAUAUUUUCAGGGUAACCAGGGAUAUAAUUGAUAAAGUGGAUAUAAUAAUACUUAGUAACUGAUAUUCUUGCUUUCUUGGCACACUUUUUGCUGACAUCCUGUUGUUAAAAUUAACCAUGUUUUAGCAGGCAUGUUUUUAUGAAAUUUGUUUUUAAUAAAUGAAUAGUUGUUUUCACAA
Messenger RNA from Manis pentadactyla (Chinese pangolin), 1436 nucleotides. RefSeq names its product PCNA clamp associated factor (gene PCLAF). Gene Ontology annotation, cellular component: nucleus. Gene Ontology annotation, biological process: regulation of cell cycle; translesion synthesis. The record is from RefSeq and is a predicted model, not a curated record. Gene Ontology annotation, molecular function: chromatin binding. The transcript is spliced from 5 exons. Bases 121 to 423 code for a protein of 100 amino acids. NCBI's taxonomy places the organism in Eukaryota, Metazoa, Chordata, Mammalia, Pholidota, Manidae.